CUGCGCGGCCCGCCCGCCGCGCGGCCGCUUCUCCCCCUGUCCCGGUCCCCCGGCGCAGGCUGGUCCUGGGGGCGAGGGGGGCGCAGCGAGGCCGCGGAUUCCUCCCCUUCGCGGCCUGGGUCGGCGGGGCCCGGCCCAGCUCAGCCGCCUCCGCUCCGGCCUCACGGUGCGGGCUGCCCAGGACCUGUCUGAUCGGGCUGUGAGGGUGACGAGAGCUCGCCACUGCCUCUCCCCUCCCGCCGGUCCCAACGCAGAGCUGGGCGCCACAGCAUGGUGCGGAAAGGAGAUCGGUCACCUCGGCCUCAACCAGCUGUGCGCCUCCUUCCUUCCUUCCUGGCGGCGAGGGAGGGAGGGAGGGAAUAGGCUCUGCUGGGAAGAGAGAAAGAUGCUUUAGCUAAACGUCUCGGAGAAGGUGAAACUCGCUCUUCACUCUGCGUCCCCUCGUCUCCAGAACGAGAGACAAAAACCUUCCCUCUCCUUCGUUUGCCUGUUUGAGGCACUUGGCAACUAUAAGUGCAGCCGCAUUUAUAGGUGGGCAGCAGCCUUCCCUUAGUCCUGUGAGUUUUCCACACAGCGACGGGAGGGAGAGAGAAAUAUUUAGAUAAAGGGAAUUAUGAUCAUAAAACCACAACGGGAGGCUUAGGGGAAGAUAUAGUCUCUGGAACUAGUUUACUCUUUAACAUACUAGAUUUCAGGGUGUUCAGAAACUCUUCUCCUUCAACAACUUGUAAAGGUUCUUGAGAUUGACACAAAUGAAUUGAAUAAUAACGGAGGGUAUUUUAAACUUCUGCUAAUGCAAUAUGCAAAGUUUUUAUCAAAGUAAUUUCACAUUUUUAUCUAUGAGAGUCCGUAAUGAUUUGCUGCUGAUGACCACUUUCAGUCUCUUGAAUUGUUUUACUGUUAUCUAAAUGAUGAGAUGAGGAAAAUGAGUCUAAACAGUGAGAAAAGUGGUAAUGUUUCUUGUGUGACAGGACAUCAUCAUGCGAGGAAGGAUGAUCUUUUAACAGCACACAUGACUGAGGCCUGGUCUACACUAAAAAGUUAGGUCGAGGGAAGCCGCCUUAAGUUUACCUGUUAAUGUAUGUUUCUACACUACCGGGUCCUUUACGCCAACCUAAGUCGCCUUUAAUGUCGACUUCUGUAAUCCACCUCUGUGAGAGGCGUAGCACUUAAUUAGAUUUUCAUGGGUCAACUGUGAGGUAGUGCAGACACAGCGUUAUGGAAUUUGAAAAUUAAUUGGCCUUCAGAUGGUGUCCCACAAUGCUCAUCUGUGACCUCUCUGGAGAUCAUUCUCAACUCUGCUGCACUGCAGCCAGGUACACAGGAAACAGCCCCUUCCUUGCUAAAGCCCUGGGAAUUUUUGAUUUCCUAUUUCCUGUUUGAUCAGCAUUGGGAGCAUGCCAGUUUGAGCACAGCUGAUCAUGGAGUCUACAUGCCCCAAAUGUGCUCCAGCCUGGUCUGAACAGGAGGUGGUGGAUCUCAUCAUUGUGUGGGGAGAAGAGUCUGUGUAGGCAGAGCUCUGAUCCAGCGGAAGAAACGCUGGCAUCUAUGCAAAGAUCGCUCGCGGAAUGGGGGAGAAGGGCUACACAAGGGACACACAGCAGUGCCGUGUGAAAAUAAAACUUCACCCAGCAUACCAGAAGGUAAGGGAGGCAAACAGUCGUUCUUGUGCUGAACCCCACACAUGCUGGUUCUACAACGAGCUGCAUGCAAUUCUCAGGCGUGACCCUACCAGCACCCCCACAAGCAACGUGGACACCGCACAGGUGUGUGAGUCUAGGGACAAAAAGGAGGAUGAUAUGGUAGAUGAGGAGGAGAAUUGGAGACUGGCGAGCGGUGGAUCCACUCUUCCCCAAGAGCCAGGAUAUAUUUUUAACCUGGAGUCCUGUGGGUCGCAGGACAUCACAGUGGCCGACAGUGACGCCAUGGAAGGCACCUCUGGUGUGUCAUCAACACCUGAAAGCAGACUUUCACUGAGUAGAAGGAGGAGAAAGAGAACGCGGGAGGACCUGUUCACCGAGAUAAUGAAUGCCUCUGGGACAGCUGACACAGAGCUGAAAGCGUGGGGGAUUUCACUGUCUGAGAAGUUAGACAUGAACAUGGAGAGCAGGAAAGCUUCCAAUGACCAAGAGCAUGCAGCACAGGAUGAGAUGCUUCAGAUUAUGAGGGACCAAGCAAAUAUGUUGAGGUGUCUGAUUGAACUGCAGGAACAGAAGCAGGAGGGUAGAGUUUCUUUGCAGACUCUGAUGGUUAGCCAGCCAGUAUCGCCUGGCGCAGAAUCACCCUUCCCCAAGUGUUCCAUGAGGCAUGGGUGAAAAGUCCAUUACCCCGUUCACUUAACUCCAGGGGAGGGUACAAGGAACAGAAGGCGCCAGUUCACAGACCUUUGAUGGUGUUACGUUACACAGCUGAAAAUGUUUCUCCCAUUCCAACUUUAUAACCCCUUUUCCUCAAGGUUACCUUUUUUUCUGUUCUCCCUCUUUACUUAUGUUUGUUAAAUAAAGUAAAUGGAUUCGAGAAAUAAAUGUUCUUUUAUUGAGUAGAAGCUGUGGGCUUGGGCGGAGAGUUGGCUUUACAGGGGCAGUGAUACAUUCCAGGUGAAGGUUUGGGAAAGCACAAUGCAGACAAGCAGCUCACAUUACUGUGAUUCAUUAUUGAAACAGCUUUUCAAAGCCUGGCGGAUACACACCGCCCCUUGCUGUGCUCUUCUUAUUGCCCUGGUGUCUGGCUGCUCAAAAAUGGCUGUCAUACGAUCUGUCUCAACUGCCCACCCCUGCAGAAAAUUUCCCCCCUUUUUUUCCACAGAUAUUAUGGAGCAGGCAGCUAUAACCAUGGGAAUGUUCUCUUCAAUAAGGUCCAGCCUUGUUAAUAACUUUCUCCAGUGCUCUUUCAAACGACCAAAGGCACAUUCAACCACCACUCUGCACUUGUCGAGCCUAUAGUUGAAUCAUUCCUUACUGCUGUCCAGAUGGCCUGUGUAUGGCUUCAUGAGCCAUGGGAGCAAGGGAUAGACUGGGUCCCCUAGUAUAACAGUAGCCAUCUCAAUGUUGUCAAUGUUCAUUUUGUGGUCUGGAAAGAAAGCCCUGGAUUGCAGCUUUUUGAACGGACCUGAGUUCCUAAAGAUAUGCACGUCAUGAACUUUUCCCAACCAUCCUACAUUGAUGUUGGUGAAACAUCCCCUGUGAUCCAACAGCUCUUGUAACACCAUUUAAAAUUAUCCCUUUUGGUUUAUGUACUCUUUGGCAAGGUGAUCUGGUGCCAAGCUGGGGAUAUGCAUGCCAUCUAUUGCCCCACCGCAGCUGUGACUUUCAGCAGCAACCGUGAAUUUUUUUUUUUUUUCAAUGGCUUGCAGCAGGGCUGCUUGCAGGACAUUGCUACGUUCUGCGUGGCGGACCCUACUUUAGCUCUGGAAAUACUGCAGGAGAAGGUACAAGUGUUUGAGAUGUUCACAGCAAGAGCGUACAACUGAGCAGGCUCCAUGCCUCUGGGGUUAUGGCGUAUGCGUGGCAGUUUUAAGGCCCAAAAACCACUGCGAGAGGGAGCACAGUGCAUCAGGGGGUGCCAAUGCAAUGUUCCUAUUCUCCCUUGUGACAAUGUUUUGGUCCUAUGAGGCAUUGCACAAACUUCCCAAAACACACUGCGGCAAGGUGCACUUUGGGAUAGCUAUCCACGAUGCACUGCUUUGUGCAUCGAUGCAGACACUGCUAGUGAGGACACACUCCAUCGAGACAAUGAGCAUGGUGUGGCCACGCACAAUCAACUUAAUUCAGAGGCUCGAGGUCAAAUUAGAUAAAGUCAUCUUAAUUUUGUAGUGUAGACAAGCCUUGAGAGUUAAAUGCUUAGGACUUUAUUCCUUAUUCUGCCACAGGCGAUAUGGCCAUAGGCAAGUCAUUUAACAGCUGUGAUUGAGUUUUCCCAUCUCUAAAGUGAGGUUACUUUCCAGCUAGUUUUUGGAUGCCUUGUAAUCCUCUGAAGAAAGGUGCAAUAUACACGAAAAGUGUUAAGAGUAUAAUUAUGACCUGUGAGAAGUUUAGGUCUUGACCUGUGCUGAGCCCCACAUAAGUGGAUUCCCAUUCAAGUUAGUACACGCUGCAGUAUCAGGGCCUUGGUAUGCUACUUGUUUGAUUUUUUUCCUUUUUUCUUUUCUUUAGAACCUAAGAAUGGCCAUAUUGGGUUAGACCAGUGAUCCACCUAGCCCAAUAUACUGUCUUCCGACAAUGGCCAAUGCCAGGUGCUUCAGAGGGAAUGAACAGAGCAGGCAAUCGUCAAGUGAUCCAUGUUUGUUUUUUAAACAAAAUGGCUACAAUCAUGGAUCUGCUAUGAAGUAGUCCAUCCAUUUGCUGCAAUGUACAUCAGCGCAUGCUUAAAGAGCCAACUGUGCCAGUAUUAAUGCUGCUAAUAGUAGGCCAGCCUAGGUAUUCAUAUCCUUCCCCCUCCACCAUGCGUAGGUGCCCUUUCAAAAUUUCCUGCCCUUCCAGGUCUUGUGAAGGAGGCAGGGUAGCCAGACAACACUGGUGUAACUCAUUGACCAGCCAGUUACACUGCUCCCAAGUGCUUAACUCAUGACAGGCUUUUGGAAGGUGGGCUAUAAUGACUGAAGAAUGAACCACAAUUCUUCAUAUGGGCGGAUCUCUCAUCUGGGUCCCUGAUUGUGUACAUAUGUACAUGUUUGCAGCAGGCAGGUCUUUUGUCAGAGUACAUCUACAGUGAAGGGCUUUUUUUGCCACAGGAGUAGUCAGAGAAUGCAAAUAUAAGCACAAAGCUGUUUCGAAGACAUUAAAUUAUUUUCCCUGACUAUCUGUGUACAUUUACACUUUUCUCAAGUAAUUAACAUUGUGUUUAACU
Molecule: messenger RNA, 4845 nt
Organism: Dermochelys coriacea (leatherback sea turtle)
Lineage: Eukaryota; Metazoa; Chordata; Testudines; Dermochelyidae
Exons: 2
Coding region: 1569-2315 (248 amino acids)
Source: RefSeq, a predicted model, not a curated record